GACUAUGAAAUCCGUGCAGAACGCUGACAGCUAUUCAAUUUUACUGUAAACAUCGAUAAUGUUUAAUUAGUAUUUUGUGUACAGGCGAUCUGGAUUUAGUCCCGAAGGUGUUUACUAUAAAAGCGGAAGGGACAACAUCGGAUAAACUUUAAAAUGUACUCGGUGGCGUCUCUUUUUAUUCUAAUUGUGUGUGUCGCAGCCAGUGGUACUGCAUUAGAGGACUUCAAUUCGACCAGUGAUGUUUACGUGCCGAUAGUCAACAAUAAUGGUGAAACUGUGUACAUUACCGAGGAACUGAUGAGGAAACUCGAAGAUGAAUGGGAGACGUGGCAUUGGACGCCGUGGCUGCGGACGAGGACCGAAGUGGCAGAGAAUAUUGUGCGGGAGAUAGAUUGCAUCGGUGGUGAUUCGAUAGACAGUUUUCCUGAUGACGCAUUUACAGAUGAUCAACUGAGAAAAGGAGCAUUUUUGCUGUACGUUUUAUUCGGAGUGUACGCGUUUACACUUUUGACGAUUGUUUGCAACGAUUAUUUCAUUCCAUGCGUCGAAUUUAUAUGCGAGGAUUUGAAAAUACCUCAGAACGUUGCGGCGGCUACCUUUAUGUCGGUAGCAACAUCGUGUCCCGAGUUCUUCGUUAACGUGAUAUCCACAUUUCUUACGGAGUCUGACAUGGGUGUCGGUACAAUCGUGGGCUCGGCGAUCUUCAACGCGUUAGGUGUUGCUGCUAUUGGAGGUCUUGCUGCUAUAAGUCCAAUUACAAUAGACCGUCGUCCAGUUACAAGAGAUGUCAUCAUUUACAUGUUCAACGUUGUCGCUUUGGUCAUUAUUGUUUGGGACGGUCGGAUCGAGUGGUAUGAAGCGUUAGUGCUCGGCAUUCUGUACGUCACAUACUUCGUUGUGAUGUUUAACAGUGUCAGAAUAUUCGCUUUAUACGAUUCUAUUAUGGAAAGCAGAUCGCGGAACAAUAAUCAACAUAUUGUGACGAAUGACAACAAGACCACAGAGGGCAUUGAUAACAAAGGCUUCAAUAACGGCGAGAUAGUGAUUAACAAUAUUCCCGAAAAGGUUGCUGUAAAUGAGAAAGCGGAAGAGCUGGAAAAGCCUAAUAAAAGUGUAUGGCGUUAUCCAAGAGAAAAUUCUUUAGCGUACAGAAUUUGGUGGGUGUACACUUGGCCACUCAAGUUAAUACUAACUUUUACAAUACCUUUGCCCGCAAGAUACAGGAAACUUUAUCCGCUGUCGUUUAUUAUGUGUAUUGUUUGGAUUGGUGUUAAUUCUUACUUCGUUUCAUGGAGUAUGACCGUUAUUGGACACACAUUCUUCAUACCGGACUCCGUGAUGGGAAUGACGUUUUUGGCGUUUGGAGGCUGUCUGCCUGAGGCCUGUUCUAUAUUUAUUAUGUCGCGGAGAGGUGAAGGCGGUAUAGGUGUCUCUAAUGCGUUGGGAGCUAAUUCUUUAGCGAUCCUCUUCGCUCUCGGUGUACCUUGGCUCAUCAGAACCCUGACAUUAGUGGGACAAGGCGCGGAAAGUUCUGCAGUGUACAUAAACUCCGCUGGAAUCGGAUUUAUUGUGGGCUCUUUGUUAGUUGCGGUUGCUGCUUUAUACGUUACUCUGUUUAUUGGGAAGUUUCAAUUAAGGAAACGAGUUGGUGGUGUUUUAGUUGUACUUUAUGUUAUCUUUAUAACUUUCGCUAUUCUAGUAGAGAUGGGUAUCAUUAUUGAUAAAGGUAUCGAUUUCUGUUAACGAUUAAAUUUCAUUAAGACUGUACACGGGUGUGUUUGAGUAGACGACAGCGGCUGUUUCAAUCUGUCCGUGUACAGUUAACCUUAGAUAUUUUUUUCGCUGCAAUUAUCAAGGACUGAUAUAUUUAUAAUACG
This is a messenger RNA of Papilio polytes (common Mormon), 1877 nucleotides long. RefSeq names its product sodium/potassium/calcium exchanger 4-like. Lineage: Eukaryota; Metazoa; Arthropoda; Insecta; Lepidoptera; Papilionidae. Gene Ontology annotation, molecular function: calcium, potassium:sodium antiporter activity; calcium channel activity. Gene Ontology annotation, cellular component: membrane. Gene Ontology annotation, biological process: calcium ion transmembrane transport; intracellular calcium ion homeostasis. The coding region runs from base 154 to 1743 and encodes 529 amino acids. The record is from RefSeq and is a predicted model, not a curated record. The transcript is spliced from 10 exons.